Ipomoea nil (Japanese morning glory) is the source of this 2820-nucleotide messenger RNA. RefSeq names its product pentatricopeptide repeat-containing protein At1g03560, mitochondrial-like. The transcript has a single exon. The coding region runs from base 287 to 2245 and encodes 652 amino acids. Gene Ontology annotation, molecular function: protein binding. The record is from RefSeq and is a predicted model, not a curated record. NCBI's taxonomy places the organism in Eukaryota, Viridiplantae, Streptophyta, Magnoliopsida, Solanales, Convolvulaceae.
UAACUAUCAGAAAGGUUCCAAAUCUCCGAUCCUUAAGCAGGUAAAAAAGAAAAAACAACCCGAAUCCAUGUAUGGCUGUGUGAUUCCUUUCACUCUACAAGCCCUAAUUUACUCAAAUAAGCCCCAAUCUCUCCAUUCGCACAUGUGCAUAUAAUAAAUACAUAAACGUCAUAUGCAGGGAUAUAUAAUUGUAUAAAGUAGAAUUGAAUUGGAAAGAUUGAGGUUUUUUGUUUUCUCUUGGGACGGAUAGUGAAGUAGUACUGCAAUUUCAGCGCCAAUCGUCAGUAUGAGAAAAACCCUAACAAAACCCCUUCGUACCAUUUCUGCAAUCGUCAAAUACAGCUAUGGGAAAUCCAAAUUUCCUGCUUUCCUCACUGCACAUUUCUCGAAACCCUACCCGGAUUCUCAUUUCGCUUCCAUCCCAAAAUGGGUAUUUACCGCCACAAAGCUCCCUCCACCAGAAUGGGUGCAACCUUUCACGGACCUCUCUGAUAUUAUUACCGACCACAAGAACCUCCAACCGUCUCCAUGGGUCUCCCAAAUUUUGAGUCUUUUGGAUAAUUCACCCACCAUGGAGGAAAACUUGAAAACUUACUGCAAAAAAUUUCUUAUCAAGUUAUCACCCAGUUUUGUUGCAUUUGUCUUGAAGUCAGGCCAGCUUUCUGAAAAUUCUGAUACUGCUUAUCGGUUUUUCACUUGGGCUGGUAAGCAAAGGGGGUAUGCUCAUAAUUUUGAAUGCUAUGUGUCUUUGAUAGCAAUUUUGUCUGCUUGUAAUGAUGUAAAUAGACUUAGGGAUAUUUUUAGGGAGUUAAAAGAUAGGGAUUUUAUGAUGAACUUAGUGGGAGCUAAUUCUUUGGUUAGGAGUCUUGGAAGUGUGGGGAUGGUUGAGGAGUUGUUGUGGGUGUGGCGAUGUAUGAAAGAGAGUGGGAUUCAACCUACUUUGUAUACUUAUAAUUUUCUGCUUAAUGGUUUAGUGAAUUCUAUGUUUAUUGAGUCUGCUGAGCAAGUGUUUGAGGUUAUGGAAAGUGGGAAAUCUCCACCAGAUAUUGUUUCAUAUAAUACAAUGAUCAAAGGGUAUUGCAAGAUUGGGAAGAUUCAGAAAGCAAUGGAGAAGUUUAGAGAUAUGGAGGUCAGAAACGUGGGACCUGAUAAGAUUACUCAUAUGACCCUCAUCCAGGCAUGCUAUUCAGAGGGUGAUUUUGACUCCUGUCUUGGACUUUAUCAUGAAAUGGUGGAAAAUGAGUUGGAUGUUCCAUCGCAUGCUUAUAGUUUAGUAAUUGGAGGACUUUGUAGAGAUGGUAAGUCUUUGGAAGCAUAUGCUGUUUUUGAAAGUAUGGUGAGGAAGGGUUGUAGACCUAAUGCUGCAAUUUAUACUUCCUUGAUUGAUUCAUACAUGAAGAAUUCAAACUUGGAAGCAGCUAUGAGGCUUUUUGACAAAAUGAAGGACGAAGGGCUUGAACCUGAUGAAGUUACAUACGGGGUUAUUGUAAACGGUUUGUCCAAGUGUGGGAGAUUGGGAGAGGCCUUACAGUGGCUUGAAUACUGUCAAAAAAAUAAUAAAGCUAUAAAUGGCAUGAUUUAUUCUAGUUUAAUUGAUGGCCUUGGCAAGGCAGGGAGAGUAGAUGAGGCUGAAAAGCUCUUUGAGGAGAUGGCUGAGAAGGGGUGUCCUCGUGAUUCUUAUUGUUAUAAUGCACUAAUAGAUGCCUUAGUUAAAAGUGGAAAGAGUGAUGAAGCCAUAAUGCUUUUCAACAGAAUGGAACAAGAAGGGUGUGAUCAGACUGUGUAUACAUAUACAAUAUUAAUCAGUGGUUUGUUUAAAGAUCACCGAAAUGAAGAUGCAUUAAAAUUGUGGAAUGUGAUGAUUGAUAAGGGUAUAACUCCAACAGCUGCUUCAUUUAGAGCUCUUUCUACUGGACUUUGUCUUUCAGGCAAGGUGGCAAGAGCUUGUAAGAUCUUGGAUGAGCUGGCACCAAUGGGUAUUGUCCUAGAGACUGCUUUCGAAGAUAUGAUCAAUGUUUUGUGCAAGGCUGGCCGUAUUGUAGAGGCUUGCAAGUUAGCUGAUGGAAUUGUUGAUCGUGGUCGAGAAAUUCCAGGUAGAGUUCGUACAGUUUUGAUAAAUGCUCUAAGGAAAGCAGGGAAUGCGGAUUUAGCAAUAAAACUGAUGCAUAGUAAGAUUGGCAUUGGAUAUGAUAGGAUGGGUAGCAUUAAAAAACGCGUGAAGUUUCGAACUCUGGUAGACAAGUGAGUUUUAGGCUGGGGUUUGAGUCUGCAAUAAUGAGAUGUUUGGUAAUCCAUGCGGUUCGUGGCUAAAGAUUGUUUACUGUUCUUGGGUGAUGCAUGGACUUGGCAAUGCUGCAAAUAUGGAGGAAGCAGAGAAUGUAGAAUUGAGAAACAAGAAGCACCUCAAAGAAAUGUGUUUUAAUUUCAUUCGGGAUGGUGAGGUGAGGAUAGAUGUGAUGGAAGCUCUAAACCCAUCUCCGGAACUGCAAAUCUUGACAAUUCAUGGUUCCAGAUGCACCCGAUUCCCUUCCUGGAUUAUGCUGCCCCUCGAUAAUCUGAGUUCUUAAAACGAACAAGUAGUCAAGUGCUUUAAUUGUUAAUCUCUGCAUUCAUUCAGCAAACUGCCUUCUCUGCUGAGUUGGAAUUCGAUAAUGGCUGAAAACUGAAGACAAUGCUGAAUCUUUGAAGAUCUAAUGGUAUUCUUAUCUGAACAUUGAUCAGAGUGAGUUAUCUUACUUUCCACAUGAUGUUCUUGAUCGUAUAUGAAUGGGAAUACAUCAGUCUCUCUGUCACAAUUCCAUCCUUGUAUUUCACUCCUGA